AUGGAAAUAUACACCGUUGCCAGGAAGCAGCUUAUUGGACCCAAAGGCCUCUUUGAUCAGAGCUGCUGUCUGGUAUUGCUGUCUCAUCAAGCUAUGGGGAUCUACAAACUCAAAGUAGCCACAGGGAAUGACCUGGUUGCUGGCACCUGUAAUAAUAUCUUUAUUGUACUUGUGGGGAUGAAUGGUGAAAGUGACAAACACCAACUGCCCCGUCACUGGAGCCACUUCUUGCCUGGAUCCGUGGCAGUGUUUGAUAUCAAUGUCAAGAAAGAUCUUGGUGAGCUCCUGCUUGUUAGACUGUCCAUGGAACGCUACUUAAACUUUCCUCUGGAUGAAUGGUUUUGCCAGUACGUCAAUGUAACCUGCCCCAGUGGUCAGAUCUGCCAGUUUCCAUUCUAUCAGUGGAUAUCAGUCUUUAUGAUUGUGGAGAUUCCAGAGGGAAAAGGUGUUGUCCUAAGUGAGAAUACUCACCCUGCCCUUAAGAAUCAAAGAAAAGCUGAACUGGAUCGGAACAAAGAAUCACACAAGUGGAAGGUUUAUGUAAAAGGUGCCCCUCACUGCAUUGAUGUAGCUGACGAUGAAGUGAAGAAUCUGCCACCAAAUGACCAGUUUUCUUUGCUAAAGGUGUCCAGCUUUGGAUACACCACCCUCGCUACUGGCUUAGAAACCAAACUAAAAGGAUUUGCAUGCAACACGGAUUCAUGGCAUAGCCUAGAAGACAUCAAACUGGUGUCCACUCUGCGAAGAUCACAGAAUUCAGAACUAGUAAGUGAGAUAUGGAAGGAAGAUUCUUUCUUUGGUAGCCUAUAUCUUAACGGAGUUAACCCCACACUGAUUAAGAAAUGCUUCAAAGUCCCAAGCAACUUCCCUGUUGGUGAACACAUAGUGGCCCCAUCUCUGGGACCUUCCACAAACUUGGAGAAAGAGCUCCAGAGUGGUCACAUUUUCCUGGCAGACUAUAAAAUUCUCGAAGGAGUUCCAUCAAAUAGCUCAAUUAAUGGGCAGCAACAAUUUAUUGCAGCUCCCCUGUGCCUACUGUGGAAGAAUCCUCAAGAUCAGCUUGUCCCUAUUGCCAUCCAGUUAUCUCAAACACCUGGAGAUAAAGCUCCAGUCUUCCUGCCCAGUGACUCUGAAUUUGACUGGUUACUGGCCAAGAUCUGGGUGCGUAAUUCUGACUUCCAGGUACAUGAAGUUGACACUCACCUUCUCCGCACCCAUCUCUUAGCUGAGGUCUUUUCCAUUGCAACUGCCAGACAACUUCCAAUGGGGCAUCCAGUGUAUAAGGCUGUGGUGGUGGGAAAUGGAGGGGUCCCAGUACUCUUGGAAAGAGCCAUGAAAGGGGUGACCUAUAGCAGCCUUUGUCUUCCUGAUAACAUUGAGGGCAGAGGAAUGGAGUCCAUCCCUAAUUACCUGUACAGAGAAGAUGGCAUGAAGAUCUGGUCAGCUGUGGAGAGCUUUGUGUCAAGCAUUGUUAAUUACUAUUAUACAAGUGAUGAAAUGGUCAGUGAAGACCCUGAACUUCAGGCCUGGGUGGAUGAGAUCUUCAAAGAAGGGUUUCUUGAACAUAAGUCUUCAGACAUCCCAUGUUCCUUGAAUUCCAAGGCCUCUUUGAUCAGGUACCUGGCCAUGGUGAUCUUUACAUGUUCUGCUCAGCAUGCAGCUGUCAACAGUGGUCAGUUUGACAUCUAUUCUUGGAUGCCCAAUGGUCCCACCUCCAUGAAGAGCCCCCCACCCUCCAUUAAAGGUGCCACUACAAUGCAAGCUAUUCUGUACGUAUUGCCUGAUGUGAAUACUACUGCUACUGGCAUGGCAUCUGUUUGGGCACUCAGCAAUGAGCCCUUGGAUAGGAGGCCUCUCGGACAUUACCCUGAUGUACGUUUUACAGAGGAGACCCCACAGCAGUUCAUUAAGGAAUUCCAGGAUAAACUGGCUGAGAUCUCCAAAUUCAUCCAGGAGAGAAACAAAACCAUGCAUCUGCCAUACCCAUACCUAGACCCGAGUGUGAUAGAAAACAGCAUCUCCAUCUGA
Molecule: messenger RNA, 2028 nt
Organism: Nanorana parkeri
Lineage: Eukaryota; Metazoa; Chordata; Amphibia; Anura; Dicroglossidae
Product: hydroperoxide isomerase ALOXE3-like
Exons: 14
Coding region: 1-2028 (675 amino acids)
Biological process (GO): lipid oxidation; linoleic acid metabolic process
Molecular function (GO): protein binding; oxidoreductase activity, acting on single donors with incorporation of molecular oxygen, incorporation of two atoms of oxygen; iron ion binding
Source: RefSeq, a predicted model, not a curated record